This is a messenger RNA of Solea senegalensis (Senegalese sole), 1358 nucleotides long. RefSeq names its product NDUFA4 mitochondrial complex associated like 2a (gene ndufa4l2a). The coding region runs from base 144 to 392 and encodes 82 amino acids. Lineage: Eukaryota; Metazoa; Chordata; Actinopteri; Pleuronectiformes; Soleidae. The record is from RefSeq and is a predicted model, not a curated record. The transcript has 4 exons.
UCCUCCACUCCUCCCUCCACAUGCACAAAGCAACAGGUCCAAAUCCUGUCCGUGCACAGCUCUGCAAAUCUUGUGUUCUCUGCUAACAAGGUCCUCAAUUACUGUCUUUGAAGAAUUGCUUGAUAAACUCAUAACCUGGAACAAUGAUAUUUCGGACAGUUGUAGCACAAGCUAAAAAGUACCCUGGCCUCAUCCCCCAGUUAUUCUUCAUCUGUCUGGGGCUAGGUGGCGCGUCUCUGUAUCUGUUACGGCUGGCCCGAUCACCCUAUGUUGUCUGGAACAGGACCAAGGACCCUGAGCCUUGGAAUAACCUCGACCCCACAUAUCAGUACAAGUUUGCAGCCAUCACCACAGAUUACAAAAACCUGAAGAGGGAGGGACCCAAGUUUUAGAUCUCAAAAUCAGGAGUGGAGAAGACGGAUCCAGCCCAGUUUCAUUCCCCUUCCUCAUGCACAUCAUCGCCAGUGGAAGGUGAAAUGUUUUCUGACAAGCUGGUAACAUCGUUAAUGUAGCUGAGAUUGUCAUUUAAUAAUUCUGAAAAGUUAGAGUAAGUUCCAUAUGUUACAUGUUUACAUUAAAGGUACAGUGUGUAACAAGUAGUGAGUCUACCGGUGAGACUGCAGAUUGGAACAAACAGAGGACUCUUCUUCACAUCACUCCCUUUCCCACGUGUGUCAAGGAACUACAGUAAUACCAGAAUAAAUGUUGAUCUUCCAUUUUAGUAUAGCUUGCAUUUCAAAAUGUGAAAUGUACACUCUGGCUGGUUUCUCCAUUUGGGCUGCUGUUGAAACUUGGCGACCUCCAUAAUGCAAGGCUAUUGCCUAAAGUACAUUAUGAAAAAGUUAUUCCAAAUAAGCAAGUAAACAUUAACACAAACUCACUUGUGGGUAGUAUAUUCAUAUAUUAUAGACCACUCUAAAUGUUACACACUGGACCUUUAAUAGCUCUAAAGUGGAGCAUGUGAAAACUGAAAAAGUUCCAUAAUGUAACAUUUCUUCAUUCAAAUCCACCAAGCAUACGGCAUAAUAUACAUAGUGUAGUAUGCACAUGCUCCCUUUAUGCCUGAACUUCCCUGCUGUGUUUUGCUUGCAUAGAUAAAAAUAUUUAGAUUUGGUCUAAAUCAAAGAGAUCACAAAUACAACACAGGUAUCUAUGUUGUUCACUACACUGCUAUGAUUUAGAAUUUUGAAAGCAUUUAUCUACUCCAGGCUGUUAUGUGCGGCUACAGGCGUCUGCUACAAUAUUCUUCCUGUCUGCGUUUCUUCAUAACUGUCACAUUUAACAGUUUAGCAUCCACUCAACUUGAGAGAUGGAAGAAUGGAGCUGAAUUUUUACAACAAAUAAACAUUUUAAUUCAC